Pomacea canaliculata is the source of this 1911-nucleotide messenger RNA. RefSeq lists its product as uncharacterized. Lineage: Eukaryota; Metazoa; Mollusca; Gastropoda; Architaenioglossa; Ampullariidae. The record is from RefSeq and is a predicted model, not a curated record. The transcript has 4 exons. The coding region runs from base 362 to 772 and encodes 136 amino acids.
UUUAAUUGGAAAUUAAUUGAUAUUUGUUCUUUCUUUUCUUCUCUUGUCAUUUUUGCCUGCUUCAAAAUGUUUGAUUUACUUUUAGAAAGUAGGCUUUGUUCAUUUAACUUUGUAUUUGAUGAUUUGUUGCUGUUUGCGUGUAUCUCAUUUUUCUUUGCUUUGUGUAAAUUCAUCCGUUAGCAUACAUAUUCAUGUCUUUCCAUUUCUGCAUUCUAUCAUACGUACUUGCGUUUGUGUGUAUACAUUGUAUGAAUGAAUACAUUAACGAAUACCUGGAUGUGUGAACCGAUGGAUCAAUGGGUACGAAUGUGAAGGGAGGAGACUUUACUGGGCAGAUGAAAGUACACACCUGAUAGGAUGGAUGGAUUUGGAGGACAGGCGACCUGACGUUUUUUUUUAUCAGAGGGACUCAUACUUUACGGGCCUGGAUAUCUACCAAAAUGAGUUGUUUGUCACGAACUGGGGACCUGAAAAGCAUCUGUCAGAAACUACAUACAUCUAUCGCAUUGGCAAGAGUAGAACAAUGCUGGCGAGUGUACAAGUUAAUGGCAGAGUAAACGAAGUUCGUGUCUAUGCCGAGGAGAGUAUACAUACAGCAUCUACCCCACCAGCACCAACAAGCGAUCACACAAUAGAAAGUGGAAGUACAGAAACAGACUCUGAUGGCACUGAGACUUUAAACAUCAUUUUGGUCGGCGUCAUCGUUGCCUUGGUAGUAACUACUGGCAUCACCAUUCUCAUCGUUAUCAUUAAAAAAAGAAAAUGUAAGUAAACAUCAGGAAAUAUUACUAAUAUAAACAUAACAACAAUCCACCAAAAUAACAAAUAGAUUACACAUUAAUUACUUUGACUACACUUUAAACAUGACAAACAUAACAGUUGCAACAGCACAAUUAAACUUCUUGUCAUAAAUAAUCUCCAAGUUUACAGUUUUCUGUGAGAAGAAAUCACCCGGACAUCGUCGGUCAGUUUUUGCGGCCUCAGGGCAAAGGUUACACACCGUCACACAAAGUCUCGCUGUCGCUAUAGCAACGCUCGAGGAAAAAAAGAAAAUUUGCUGAUUAUUUGUUCUAGUAGAGUGACAAUUCUUCUUUGAAAACGUGAAGAAUGAGAACAUUCUGCUGUCUUUUGUGUACACAGACUUUUAUCUCGUCUUUACAGAGGUAAGAAAAAGAAUUUGUUUGAUAUCAGGCCCAUGGUUUGCAAGACUUUGUUCCCAUGUAACAUAAAAGCUUGAAGAAAACACUAUAUUUCAUAAUUUUUCUGUAACGUGCAAUUGAUCUAACAUUUUUGGAAUCAUAGCCGCUUUUUCUUAGUUUUUGUUUUUUUUGUUUUUUGGGGUUUUUUUGACAUUUUUUUUUCUGUUUUGAUCACAUUUUUUAGAAGAAAAAUCCUGAAACACUUCUAGUAAUCUACUUGGUUUUAGAAAGUUUUCGAUGUCUUCAGUUACGAAAUGUAGAAUCUGUUCACUUUAGCAAGGUCUUGAUACAUCCAUCUAUUAGUCUGUCUUUAUUCUCGACCACUGUAAUAACUGUUGCCACUGAUAACCACUACUAGGAGGGAGAUAUGAGAGUGAGUGUAGUAAUUGUAUGGGUGUGUGGCAAGUGGCUGUGUUGUCUAUUUUAUUGUUUGUGAGCUCCAAAUAUAGAAAGAUUUGUGUAUCUUCUGUCCUUUAUUGUUAUGAUCUGGCCUUUAAUUGAAUCAAACAGAUCAGCAAGCAAAUGGUUAGAGACACAUCAAUGAUGAUGAUGUAGUUUUGUAACGCACUAGUAUCCCUAGUAUCCCUAGUAUCACAAAGAUGCGCUCAAUGCGCGGUGAACCCAGCAGCCACCAAACUGCAGGUCAAAGGAUCAACUGCAAAUAAUGUUAAACAAGUGAGUCUUAAGAUUUUUCUUGAAAGAUGCAAUACUA